Lagopus muta (rock ptarmigan) is the source of this 7381-nucleotide messenger RNA. It is a transcript of the gene GABRD, whose product is annotated as gamma-aminobutyric acid type A receptor subunit delta. The record is from RefSeq and is a predicted model, not a curated record. Gene Ontology annotation, cellular component: membrane; synapse; neuron projection. Lineage: Eukaryota; Metazoa; Chordata; Aves; Galliformes; Phasianidae. Bases 289 to 1647 code for a protein of 452 amino acids. Gene Ontology annotation, biological process: monoatomic ion transmembrane transport; chemical synaptic transmission; regulation of membrane potential. Gene Ontology annotation, molecular function: GABA-A receptor activity; neurotransmitter receptor activity; extracellular ligand-gated monoatomic ion channel activity. The transcript has 9 exons.
GAGCGCGGCGCUGCUGAGCCGAUCCCGCUGCCCCCAUCCGGAUCUCCCGGGCGGGACGGAACCAGCAGGGCGGCCCCGGGCCGGGCGGCACCGAGCGGGGCACGGGAGCGCAGCGGAGCGGGGCGACGAAACGGCGGGGGCUGUCAACGCUGCCCGGCGGCGAUACGGCGCUGAAACUGAGCCUCAACUUGCCGCAGGAAGGAUGGCAACACCGGCGGAGCUUCGGAGCUGCCCAAGGAGCCGGGGAGCCUCGGUUUUGUGCGCCGCGGUCUAAUACGUGGGAGUAAAAUGGAAUUUCUCACCUGGGUUUUUCCUGCCUUGGUCCUGCUGUGCACCCAGCAGCACAGGUGCAUCAGAGCUAUGACUGACAUUGGAGAUUACAUAGGCUCCAACAUCGAAAUAUCCUGGUUACCCAACCUGGAUGAUCUGAUGAAAGGCUACGCACGUAAUUUCAGGCCUGGGAUUGGAGGUCCUCCUGUUAACGUUGCUCUUGCAAUUGAAGUAGCCAGCAUUGACCACAUCUCAGAAGUGAACAUGGAAUACACCAUGACAGUAUUUCUGCACCAGAGCUGGCGGGACGACCGCCUGUCCUACAACCACACCAAUGAGACCCUGGGGCUGGACAGCCGCUUUGUGGACAAGCUCUGGUUGCCAGAUACUUUCAUAGUAAACGCCAAGUCUGCCUGGUUCCAUGACGUGACUGUGGAAAACAAACUGAUCAGGCUCCAGCCAGAUGGAGUCAUCUUAUACAGCAUAAGGAUUACCUCAACGGUGGCAUGUGACAUGGACCUCUCCAAGUACCCGAUGGAUGAGCAGGAAUGCAUGUUGGACUUGGAGAGCUAUGGUUACUCUUCAGAGGACAUUGUCUACCACUGGUCAGAAAACCAGGAUGAGAUCCAUGGGCUGGAUAAGCUGCAGCUUGCUCAAUUCACAAUUACUAACUACCAGUUUACAACAGAACUGAUGAACUUCAAAUCUGCAGGGCAGUUUCCCAGGCUGAGUCUCCACUUCCACCUCCGACGAAAUCGAGGUGUUUACAUCAUUCAGUCCUACGUCCCUUCUAUCUUGCUCGUGGCCAUGUCCUGGGUGUCCUUCUGGAUCAGCCAGUCAGCUGUGCCUGCCAGGGUGUCCUUAGGCAUAACCACUGUUCUUACAAUGACUACACUGAUGGUCAGUGCCCGCUCUUCGCUUCCACGAGCAUCUGCCAUCAAGGCACUUGAUGUUUACUUCUGGAUAUGCUACGUGUUUGUCUUCGCUGCACUGGUAGAAUACGCUUUUGCACAUUUCAAUGCUGACUACAUGAAAAAGCAGAAGAACAAGAUCAAAGCGAGAAGGCAGAGUGGAGAGAUAAACGUGAAGAAUGCCAUUGUUCUGUUCUCCCUCUCCAUCGCUGGUGUGAACCAGGAGCUGGCCAUUUCCAACAGGCACCACCGAAUCCCCAGAAGUCUGCCUGGAUCAUAUGGCACAAUAGAAAUAGAGACUGGAGAGACUAAACAGCAGCAAGAGAUGAAACUGGAUAAAAAGAGUGGUCUGAAAUCCCUCUUUAAGCCCAUUGAUGCUGACACCAUCGAUAUAUAUGCCAGAGCAGUGUUCCCAGCAGCCUUUGCAGCAGUCAAUGUUAUAUACUGGGUUGCCUACACUAUGUAAAAAGCCCAGAACUUUGUGAAGAGCCAAGAACUGAACAGUACCUACACACUAAGCAGUCCUUGCUGAAACUGUACUGUGCCAUCUCUUCUCAAAAUAUUUUCCAGUGACCUUGAGACAUUUCUAGUCAAGAAACUCCUGCAAUCAAUUCCUACUAAAGCAGCAAGAAAAACAGUUUGUUACCAAUCUGAUUUGAUACAUUAAGGACUGUACUCUGCUCAACAAUCCCAGCUCCUUUUGUUUCCUCUCUUACCAUGAGAAAACAUUUCAUAUGUACAUAACAGCAGAAGUUUAAGUCUUGAACUACCAUGUUUUUUCUCCACCUGAAGCACUGGUAAGUAAUGAAGGUUUAGCCUCUCAUGCUCAGAGCAUUUCGUUUUUCAUAGUGGAACAGCUAAUUCCCAGCUUCCACACAAGUGAUUUUCUGUGGAAUGGUCUAACUUCAAUGCAAGUGGCAAAGUUGGCAAUUUUAAUCACAAAAAUCCCAUGGUAAAAGUAAAAAUAGAAGCGAGUGGGGGUUUAUUGAAUUUACCUUUGUCUUAGAUAAAGUAUUGAAAACAUUUCAGUGCUCUUAGUCACAGCAUGAAAUAAAAUACACUACAUGGAGUUCUACUGAAUUGUUAAUAAUGACAGCGUUACAUUUCAGAUCUAAGCUAAUGAAAGAUUUAACACUUGAGCAUAGUAACCUUUGGUACUUCAGUGGGCCCCAACGCAGGCAAAAGUGGUUCAGAAACGGAAAGCUCAGCCUUUCUGCAUUGGAUCACUAACAAUUUCAGAGGAGCUUGGUAAUGAAGGAACUCAAACUCCAUUUUCAGGAAGGAUUUUAGAAUUUCCUGUAUGAGUUUCAGUGGCAAUCUGCCCUACGUGCCUCUGAAAAUCUCCUUUUUGCACCUGGCACAAAAUAGCUGAGCAAAGUUCAAAGGUGUCAUAAAUGGCUUUAAGUCAUUCAGUCGCUUUGGAUAUUUUUGCCGUUUUUAUUCUAUGGCUGACAUAAUGUUAGGCUUCUUCACUUCCCUGUUUGACAGUGAAAUGUAUGAGAACUCAGACGCACCCCUCAACUCAAGACUGGAUCCUCUCACCACGCUCAUACAAAUAACACUUUGUUCUAUGAGUAACUCCAGGGAUCCGGCAAAUGAAGGCAGUAUUCAUAGCAAAUACAAGUUUCAUAGUUAAUCUCUAUCAAAAAAGCACAGUAAAUAGAUUGGGAUAUAGAUUAAAACAACAGACGUAUUUAAGGCACUUUUUUGGAUUUUUUUUUUUCUUCCUUUUUGGGGGGAUUCUGGUGCCUUGAAAAAUAAGGUUGUUCCAAACCUGGAGAAAGAAGAUGUAACACAAAAUAUUACAUGAGGGAAGGAGUGAGGCUAAGGAGAUGGCUGAAAGCUGUGGAAGGGAGCAUGGGGAUGUGCAAGAUGAAAUAGGACACAAGAUGUAAAUGAGAGAAGAGCAGUGCUGGGCUUGGAAGAUGGGCAUGGCUGAUGGAAUUGCAACGAGGAGGAAACAAGCAUUGGCUCACGCAUCCCUCCCACCUUACCUAUCUGUGACACAUGGCUCAAUUUCAUAUGACCAGAACUGAAAGAGCAUUUUAAGGCAAAUUUAUGACUUCAAAAGAGAUUUGCUCAAUAUCACUGAAGUAAGAGAAUGCACUGAAGAAAAAUUAAUGACCUGAACUGAGCUAUGAUAUGAACUAUGAUCCCAUCGUAAGUCAGGCUGAGGAUCACGUGGAUUAUUUCUGUUCUAAUGGAAACCCUUUCUGCCAGCCACGUGCUGGAAGGUGCAAACCAUCACCCAGCUAUGUUUUUUCCAGAAAGUUCUCAUCAAUCUGGCCCUGGACUGAGACACCUGGAUUUUGCACUAAGUUCUUGUCACUGAUGUGAGGAUGAACCUUCCUGGAGUCAUUUCAUUGCAUCAUCUGCAAAAUGGGUAUAAUUAUACUGAUUUCUUUACUAAGUCUUUGAGAUCUACAGAAGCAAAAUCCUUUUGAGAGACACAGAAACUGUCAGGUUCCAACUAGAUACAUGCACUCAAAGUGCACAGCGGCUGGUUAUUCAGGGUAAUUAGUGAGAAAGUGGCUGCAUACAUUCUAAAGGCAAUGUCUAAUCUAAUUACUUCAGCAGUAAGAGUCUGUAGUUGUGCACCUGACACAAGUCCUUACCCUGAAGUCAACUGAGGUAAUCACAGGGGGUUAUUGGACAAAAUUAGCUGCUUCUCCACCUGGGUGCCAGUCACCAGCUGCACACCCUGCUGGCUUCUUCAUAAGGUUUAUUCAAUGCAUUGUUCUGUAUUUGUCUGCAGACCUUCAAGGUGCACAGCUAUUGGUGACUGAUCAAGGUAAAGGGUGGCUAUGGUCUUUUCCUCAUAAAAAUCCACAAACCUAACAACAAAAACCCCCAAAACCACCACCCAGGACAAAACAAAACAAAGAACACCAAAACCAAAACCAGAAUGCUAGGCUGUCACAUAAAAAAGCAUAAAAAAAAAGGGGGGGAAACCUCAGAAUAUUUCAGGAAGCCAGAAUGUGAGAAUACAUGUGGCAGCUGUGUCCACUCCAGGAAUGAGGUGACUCAGAGGGGAGAACAGGCGUCCCUGCUGCUGCAGUUGCAGAGCAGCACAAGGCAGAACAACUCCAUUGUGAAGUUACAGUUUUUGAAAUGUGUUUCCAAAGCCAGAAAUAAAACAGAUGCCUUCCAGAUUCUUCUACAGGAGGGAUGUUAGUACAGGAGUAUUGUGUCAUUAUUGGAAUUUUGAAUUAAACUGAAGCUUCUGUACAUUUGAGAUUGUUCCACACUUUUGAUUUUUUUUUUCCCAUUUGAAAACCAUUAUACAUUAUUAAUAUCUGAGGACAAUGCCCUAAUCAACUCUAUUUUUAUGGCACACUUAAUAAACAGAAAUAAAUAAGCUAAAUCUGAUGUCACUGGAAGGCUAGCAAGCUUUGGAUGGGUUGUGCUAAUAUCAGGAAGGAAAUACAUAUAUAAUAUAUAUAUGAGGACUGUACCUGGAAGAAUUUGUAUUCCUUUCAUCAAAGUAGAGUACUGCUCUAAAAUCCUGGGGUGUCUGUGAGAAAGAAAGAGGGAUACGUAUUAAUGUAAUCAUUCUCAAUGUGAAGUGUUAAUAAAGCAUAGUUUGUAUAGAAGUUGUAGCUCCCAUAAAAUGGACAAAGCAGACAUUCCAGCUAUUGAACCGAAAGAUAAAAGACAUUACAAGGAAAAUCAAAAUAACCUCAGGGAUUUCAUCCCAUAAUGAAGUCUUGCCUUUUCAGCACCCAGAGGCUCAUAAAACUCUCAUUUGGCCUCGACAACAGAAGAGAAAGGACCAUUCUGUACUCAUGAGUGCUUUCUGUCGGGCUCUUCUGCAGACUACUGAAUUUAUAUUAAAAAAUAGCUGUUGCUACCUAAAGAGGUUGAAAAGAAACAAGGCACAAGAAGAACAAGGCAUUGCACCAUUAGUUUGAAAGACAUCCUUGCAGUGACAGCACUAUUAAAAGGUUAAUAUACAGAUAAGCCUGUCCUGUUUCUGGGCAAGAAGGAAGCAUUUAUUCAAGGUAAAGUGAAAGCUCUCACAUCAGUUCUUAACAGGGUUCCUAAUCCAACAGAUAAUGUAGCGAAACCAAUUUAACUCAAUGAGGCUUCUGCUGUUGGUACAACAAAGCACUUAAUAUGAACACUCUCAUUUUAAAUAUUCAGUCAUUAACCUAAGAAAGCACUUCACAUUAAGAGGAAAACAGCACCCUGUGCAGAUCUGCCUGUGCAGCAGAACAGAUAACAAAUGAUUACUGAAAGUUUCUUAGGAUAUUAAAAAAAAAACCUGGAUCUCCCCUGCGCUCUCUUGGUUGUAAGGCUUAAAACACUUGCAAAGGUUGUUUGAUGAUACAGUAACACUGUGUGCAAUGUGUUACAAGCAUACCUAGCUAGCUCUUCCUAAUGAAGACUGAACAAUUCUGGCAAUGGAUGUGUAUCUAUUUGGAAAAAUUUGGCAGCUGAAAUGCAAGCCACUGCCUCUUUCUGCUGUUAUAGCUUGUGUCUUAAAUGAAAAGACUUUGAAGACCUAAGCUCAUCGUUACAUAAUGCAUUAAGGAUCUGUCCUCUCCUUAUACAAGCUUUAUGUCAUGGCUAUUCCUUUUACUAAGUCAUGCACAGUUAAAAACAAAUCCGAGAAGACAGCAAAGUGCUCUGUCAGAAAAUACAGCACCAACAGAACUAAUCAGAUGUUACUGGAGUUCCCUGUUCAGCAAAUCGGCGGUCCAAAAAAAGAGCUCCAAACAUUCCUGAUCUCUCAGGUACCUAAAAACUUUUGGUCGUUGCAGAUGUAGGACCAGCCAACGCACAGCAGUGACUAAUGCUAUUGAAGCAAAGACUUCUCUGCCCACAGGUCCAGCCUCCAUCUUUUGGUAUAAAGCCUGUCAUGGAUCUCCUACAUACCUUCACCUUUUCCUGAGAUGAAAAGAGUACUGGAAUUACCUUUGCUAGCAUAAAUACCAUGAAGUCCUCAAUUUUCAUGCACCAGGUAAACCAGAUGGGGUGAAGAGGACAUUUUUCUUUACAAUAUAAUAAAUAAUUGGCCAGCUGGGAACAGACAUGGCUGGAAGCUGCAAACAAAUACAUAGUCCACUGGGUUAUGCCAGUAUUAGAAUUACCACAGUCCUCUAAGAUUAAAUAAAGAUUGAACGAUGGAAUACAGAGUAAUCUGUAAAACAUCUGGCACGAUUCUCCAUCCAGGCUGUUCUUCCUUUGUUGCUGUUUCUUUCAGAGUGAGGCAAACACACAAGAUCUAUUUCUGCACAUCCUACCAUAGUUUUUAGAUACCUACGUAGGAUUUCCCAGCCCUUAUCUUUCCAGGUUAUAUGUACAACUAAUAUAUAUACACAUAUAUGAGCUUGAAUAUUUGGAAGCCAGAAGGAUUCUUCAUAUAUUUUGUACACCAUAUCACAUAUCAUAUUUUUAAAGUGAACUUCUCCUUUACAAAGAACAAACAUUUAACAAGUCUGCUACAAGUACUUCUAGAUUGCCUCCAGUGGUGUUUCUGGGCACUCUUAGUGAGGGAUUCAUCAGACCCUUUCAGGAUGUGGAAUACACUGCAUUAAGAGCGAUCGCCUUUCAUUCCAACUGAUUGGUGGCUGGACCAACAACGAGAAUUCAGAAAAGCUUAAUUAGUCUGGUCCAAGAAAAGCAAAACAAAAUAAGACUCUAGAAGAACCAAGGUGAAAAUUUGAUCCCCAGGGUUUGUUUUUUUGAUUUAAAUUUUUUUUUAUUUUACCAUUUUCUUCCAUGCUCUGAAUCAACAGUUCCAAGUCUUCGGUGGCAGAAACACUCAUUUCCUUUCUUCUACACUUUCACUGUCACCUUCCAGAAGGGGAAUUUGUUUCUGAAGGAUUAGGAUCAGGGUAUGCAGCGAGAAAAAAGAUUUACAGUACACUGUCUGCUGGUGUUCACACGGAAAAGGAAGACAGGUUAAAAAUAUGUUUCCACAGAGACGGGCUGUCGAAAUAUCUUGCAAAAAUAAAUAUAGAAGCAUACAGGUUUGGUUUAAUUUAUUUUAAAUGCAUGUAGCUUGGUCUACCCAUAGAAUCCUUCCUGAAACUCCAGGUCAAGAAAAGUGAGUUAGCUUCUGGGUGCUUCCAUUGUGCAUGAAAGAGACAAGUAAGGAGGUAUUGUCUUAAAGCAGCCUUGAAACAUCAUUCAUUUUGUCUAUUUUAAGAGGCUAUCCAACAAGUGAGAAAAUCAAUAAAGAACAACCACAGUGA